AUGCCUUCUCGGCCUAGCCUACCAUCCAACAAUGUCUUUGUCAAAGACCUCAUGAUAUCUGUCUCUCCAUGCUCAGCAGACAACCACUGCCCGAUAUGCAAAGAAGAAUAUGACGAAAAGCACCUCCCCACCCUUCUCCGACCCUGCGGUCACAUCUUCGGAAAACAAUGUAUACAUUCGUGGUUUGCGGAGGGCAUCAACACAUGUCCUCUGGAUAGAAACCAGCUCUUUGACUCGUCUACGUAUGCUGAGGAAGACGAAGCUCGGCCGUCACCUCCUGUCGGUGACACUUCAACCCAACGAAACAGCACCAGGUUUAGCAACGCGAGAAGAAGCGAAGGCUUCCGUGGAAGGAGUCGGAGUAUGGGCUAUCUACUGUGUCUCAGCGGUGAAAUCAUCGCAGUAGAUGGUUACGUAACACCAAACGGAUGUCGUCGCCUGGUCCGCGAUCUCUGGUAUGAAAUUGGCGUUUUGUUCGAACGCUUGCUGAUUCACCCUGACGAGCUUGACCCUCUGUCUGUGAGCGAUGACGAGAUCCGUAGCUCCAUCCUCGACGCGCUACCACGAGGCAUUCGUGUUGAUGAAACAGCAUGGCCAGCAAUGGGGCAUGUAGCAAGGACCAUGUUGAAUCGCUAUAGCGUGGCAUAUGCGGAGGGAUUUCAAGCGAGGAUGACGGUUGAGGACGCAAUGUGCUGGGGGCAAGAUAUCUGGGAUAUUUGUGGUCUAGAUAGUACUGAAGAUUGA
This is a messenger RNA of Bipolaris zeicola 26-R-13, 744 nucleotides long. RefSeq lists its product as uncharacterized. NCBI's taxonomy places the organism in Eukaryota, Fungi, Ascomycota, Dothideomycetes, Pleosporales, Pleosporaceae. Bases 1 to 744 code for a protein of 247 amino acids. The transcript has a single exon. The record is from RefSeq and is a predicted model, not a curated record.